Molecule: messenger RNA, 1674 nt
Organism: Hevea brasiliensis (rubber tree)
Lineage: Eukaryota; Viridiplantae; Streptophyta; Magnoliopsida; Malpighiales; Euphorbiaceae
Product: expansin-A13
Exons: 3
Coding region: 575-1429 (284 amino acids)
Biological process (GO): plant-type cell wall organization
Cellular component (GO): extracellular region
Source: RefSeq, a predicted model, not a curated record
UAAGGGAAAUUGGUGAUUCCAUUUUCUUAAGAAAAGUAGGCCUCAAUUUGGUGUGCCGAUUCAUCUCACUGGUUUGCCAGUUGUUCUUGAUGUUUAUUCUUCUUAGUUGCCUUUUGUUUAUUUAUUUAUUUUCGAGUAGUGUGGGUUUUCUACAAUUUCUAUAAUUUUUUUGUUUGCAAGGUUCAAAGAUCAUGUAUUUGUAUUUGGGAGAACCCAUGGUUUUUUAAAGUGGUUUCAAAUUCUAUAUGUCAACAUUGAUAGCAGUGAAGGUGUGAAGUUGUGGAAGUGUGAAGAGAUGUGCUGAGUUUUUUAUUUAUUUACUUUUUUAGAAUUUAGCAGAUUUUUAAAAAUUUUAUUGUCCUUAACAGAUUUUUUAAAGAUGUUCUGGAUCUGAGUUUGGAUACCUGAACCGUUAACAACAUUCUGAUUAAAUUUUCAGCCUUUUCUUUUAAAAAACACAGAUUUGGGAGGGUUUGGGUAGUACAUGGGUGUUAGUAAUCAAAUUUGAGACGUGUAAGGGUAGUAGAGGGUGAAUUUUAAUUGGGUUUGGGACGGUUAAAGUAGUUCAAAUUUUAUGGGUACCCUAUACAUUCCAUUUUCCAAAGAAAAAAUGUUACUGCCGCCACCUCUAAACCCCAUUCAGACUCUCUUACUACCAUUUUUCUUCUUCACAUUUUCAUUACCAGCCACUUCCCACACUUCCCCCUACUCCUCCUCUCCUCCACCUCUCUCCGCCUCCCUCUCCGAUUGGCAGUCUGCACAUGCCACAUACUAUGCUGCCUCCGACCCCCGUGACUUUGUUGGUGGUGCAUGCGGUUAUGGAGAUUUAGGGAAAGCAGGGUAUGGGAUGGCCACGGUGGGGCUCAGCGAGGCUUUGUUCGAGCGGGGCCAGAUGUGUGGCGCUUGCUUUGAGUUGCGGUGUGUGGAGGACCUGCGGUGGUGCAUCCCUGGCACUUCUGUCAUUGUGACUGUUACUAAUUUUUGUGCACCCAAUUAUGGGUUCACUGCUGAUGGUGGAGGCCACUGUAACCCUCCAAACAAACACUUUGUCCUUCCCAUUGAAUCCUAUGAGAAGAUUGCCAUUUGGAAGGCUGGUAACAUGCCCGUACAGUACCGGAGGAUAAAAUGCAGAAAGGAAGGGGGAAUUCGUUUUACUGUCUCAGGAUCAGGCAUCUUCAUUUCGGUGCUGAUCAGCAAUGUUGCAGGAGCUGGUGAUGUAACUGCAGUGAAGAUUAAGGGUUCAAGAACAGGUUGGCUUCAAAUGGGUAGGAAUUGGGGCCAGAACUGGCAUAUCAAUGCUGAUUUAAAGAAUCAACCUCUCUCAUUUGAGGUUACUAGUAGUGAUGGAAUCACAAUUACCUCUUACAAUGUCGCUCCCAAGGAUUGGAGCUUUGGGCACACUUUUGAAGGCAAGCAAUUUGAGACUUAGUAUAGCAGCAAGAAGAUAGAUCGUAUAUGGAUGAGACCAUUCUUACUGUACACGUUAAUUGUUUUGUUCUUGGUCUGGGUGGGAGUGUAUGGAGUAUGAUUGGAAAAAUUAGAUAUGUAUGAUUGUGUUAAAAAAAAUAAUGUAAGAGAACACCUUAUUUGAUAGCAUUCUACGAUUGUUAUGUAAAAUUGUAAAAUUAAACAUGGUAAAUGAUAAAAUCUGCUGCUUAUUCGAGGUUGGAUUCA